Colletotrichum lupini is the source of this 1104-nucleotide messenger RNA. RefSeq lists its product as uncharacterized. The coding region runs from base 1 to 1104 and encodes 367 amino acids. The transcript is spliced from 8 exons. The record is from RefSeq and is a predicted model, not a curated record. NCBI's taxonomy places the organism in Eukaryota, Fungi, Ascomycota, Sordariomycetes, Glomerellales, Glomerellaceae.
AUGCCCGUGGGCCCCAAAGCAAAGAAGGCAAAGCAUGGCAAAACCUGCAUCGGUACGUACCGCGGAAUGUCCUUGCACCUAUCGCGCCCCACGCCUUCCUCGGCCGGCCACCAUGUCACUGUCAUUGUCAUUCGCAUUAAAUCGAGUGAGCUGAAGCAAGCACUCCCGCCCCAGGCUCCUACACAACCCAUGGCAGUGGAUUCAAAGGCAAUAGGGUCUGGGGUGAUUAAGCUCUUGCUUCGGCUCACUCUCGCCGUCUAUGUGGAGGUCUACGGAGUAGGACCUGUGCCAGUACGCGUGUUUGUCGCUGGCCUGUUCUUUCACCCUAAGCACCCACGGCAUCUCUGUCUACCAAGAUCAAUGGUCUAUGUAAGUUCAGGCUCAAUGAACAGUGAUCAGGUCAACCCUCCACUCGGCCGAUAUCUGUCCCGGCAGGACAAAUACCUCACCGGCUGCGACACUGCCACUCCUACCGAACAUACAGCAACCAAAAUACAACUUGCCAAGCCAAGCCAUCGAAACUAUCGAGACAGCUUCAACAGUCACGCUUGGCUGCCUCCCUGUCUCCCCCCAAAUUCCAAUCAUCCUCGAUCCUUGGCUGUCAUCAUUGAAUCAAUCAUGAACCAAAAGGAACAUCGACCCGAACGGACGGCCAGUCUCCCAGAUACGCUUGACAGAACCACAGAUAAGGCAUGCGAUAGGCGCAGCCCAAGCGGGACCUUCAGCCAAUUCCAUCACGAGUUUGCAAAUACCCUCACUCAGUCACUCUCUACUUCCAGCAUCCACGCUUGUCAUCCAUCCCCCCCUGCAUCUUCACGGCCCAGCAGUCCGGCAAUCACUCGACCCACACGGACACCCUCCACCGAUGCAGGCGGGACAAGACCUCACGAUGGGGGUGUCGGCCUGGGAUACCCCCAAAUCCCUCGCUCCCUUUCUUCUUCACUAUUGAUCAGGUCAGAGGAUGUCUCGACCUUAUCCUCCCAGGAAUUCGGUCACUGCCCUUGCUCGAGCACAGUCCUAUCGCGGUACUCUCGACCAAUACACUUCGAUUUGUCUCACAUAGCGCACGCGAUGCCUGCUGCCGACCUCACGGCCAAUGAUUAA